Molecule: messenger RNA, 2283 nt
Organism: Salvelinus namaycush (lake trout)
Lineage: Eukaryota; Metazoa; Chordata; Actinopteri; Salmoniformes; Salmonidae
Product: disintegrin and metalloproteinase domain-containing protein 11-like
Exons: 24
Coding region: 1-2283 (760 amino acids)
Biological process (GO): protein phosphorylation; proteolysis
Molecular function (GO): metalloendopeptidase activity; protein kinase activity; ATP binding
Source: RefSeq, a predicted model, not a curated record
AUGACAAGCAUGGAGCUGUCCGUAGGCCAGUCGGCCCAAUACGUCGGGCCUUACCGGUUGGAGAAAACCCUUGGGAAGGGGCAGACGGGUUUGGUGAAGCUGGGAGUGCACUGUAUCACGGGACAGAAGGUGGCCAUAAAGAUUGUGAACCGAGAGAAGCUGUCCGAGUCUGUCCUCAUGAAGGUGGAGAGGGAGAUAGCUAUACUAAAACUAAUAGAGCACCCUCAUGUGCUGAAGCUGCAUGAUGUUUAUGAGAAUAACAAGUACCUGUAUCUGGUGUUGGAGCACGUCUCAGGAGGAGAGUUAUUUGACUACCUGGUGAAGAAGGGCAGACUGACGCCUAAAGAGGCCAGGAAGUUCUUCAGACAGAUCAUCUCAGCGCUGGACUUCUGCCACAGUCACUCUAUAUGUGGUAUGUUUUCUGAUGGGAGGUUCUCUUAUGGGAUUGAGCCUCUUUUCGACGGGACCAAUCAGACUGAGGGGGCCCACCUAGUGCGUAGGAUGCCUGAUGUCAGACUAUCCUCAGACUGUCUAGACUGCACAGAUGACAGUGAGGGGGAUAGAGCCAGAGGUAAUGGUGAUGAGCAGAUGAAGGAUCCCCGGGUCGGUGAGGUGCUGAGGCGCUCUAAGAGACAGCUGCCACGCAGGCCCACCGUGCAGUCAGAGACCAAAUACAUCGAGCUGAUGGUGGUCAACGACUACGAAAUGUUUGUGCAGCUGCGACGCUCCACUACCCAGGCCAGGAACUUUGCCAAAGCAGUGGUCAAUAUGGCUGAUGCAAUUUACAGGGAACAGCUGAACACACGCAUCGUGUUGGUUGCCAUGGAGACCUGGUCGUCGGCCAACAUGGUUCCCGUGGUGACCGACCCGUUGACGACGCUGCAGAACUUCAUGAAGUACAGGAAGGACAGUAUUAAGGAGCAAAGUGACGCCGUGCACCUCUUCUCGGGGCGUACGUUCCAGAGCAGUCGCAGUGGGACGGCCUACACCGGAGGGGUGUGCUCUCUCACCAGAGGAGGGGGCAUCAACGAGUAUGGGAACGUGGGUCCUAUGGCCAUCACUCUGUGCCAGAGUCUGGGUCAGAACAUUGGGAUGAGGUGGAACAACAUACGCAGCUCUGCGGGAGACUGCAGAUGUCCUGAUUCGUGGCUUGGCUGUAUCAUGGAAGACACUGGAUAUUACCUGCCCAGAAAGUUCUCUCGCUGCAGUGUUGAUGAGUACAUCCAGUUCUUGCUCCAGGGGGGCGGGAGCUGCCUCUUCAACAAGCCCAACAAGCUGUUGGACCCUCCUGAGUGUGGGAACGGCUUCGUGGAGACAGGGGAGGAGUGUGACUGUGGGUCUCAGCUGGAGUGUGCCCGUAGUGGAGGGGCGUGCUGUAAGAAGUGUACCCUGACCCACGAUGCCAUGUGCAGUAGCGGACUGUGCUGCAGUGGGUGCAGGUAUGAGCUGAGAGGAGCGGUGUGCAGACAGGCUGUGAAUGACUGUGACAUCCCAGAGAGCUGCACAGGAGACUCCAGCCAGUGCCCUCAUAAUGUGCACAAGCUGGAUGGAUACAUGUGUGACAGUAGUCAGGGUCGUUGUUAUAGUGGUCGGUGCAGGACUCUCGAUGGCCAGUGUAAGGGACUGUGGGGCUACAAUUCAGCAGACCGCUUCUGCUAUGAGAAGCUGAAUGCAGAGGGCACAGAGAAGGGCAACUGUGGGCGGAGCCCUGAGGGCCAGGGAUGGCUGCAGUGCAACAAGCCGGAUGUGCUGUGUGGUUUCCUGUUCUGUGCCAAUAUGACGGUGAAGCCAAAGUUUGGGGAUCUGGAGGGGGAAGUGACCAGCCUUACAAUAUACCACCAGAACAAGUACCUGGACUGCCGAGGGGGCCAUGUCCUGCUGGAGGAUGGGUCAGACCUGGGCUACGUAGAGGAUGGUACACCGUGUGGCCCCAACAUGAUGUGUCUGGAUCGCCGCUGUCUCCCCGUGGCAGCCUUCAACCUCAGCACCUGCUCCGGCUCCACGCUGGGACGCACCUGCUCUGACCACGGGACAUGCAGUAACGAGGUGAAGUGUAUCUGUGACAGGGACUACACCGGGAAGGACUGCAGUGUCUUUGACCCCAUCCCUGACCCCACACCGCCUGCCAGCACGGAGAAGAAAGGUCCCAGUGGCACCAAUAUCAUAAUAGGGUCCAUCGCAGGUGCUAUUCUUCUGGCAGCUAUAGUCCUAGGGGGGACCGGAUGGGGAUUUAAGAAUAUCCGAAGAGGAAGGUAUGGCCUAGCCCCUGACACUGCAGGGUGA